AUUUUAUUCGACAGAGUAUUCCUCCACAGCUCUUCACAGUCUCAAUUAGCCCUGCAGGGUCUUUGCCUUUCGCACAGUCCAUGUCCCUUUAGUCGGGCCCAUCGCGUCCCUCGGCUACCCCAAGUCCUUAGCGCCCUUCUACGGUUCAACAGUUCAACAGCUCUCUCAGAGGCUCUGCAUUCUGGCCUGGACUCUGGUCUCUGGACUAUUCGGGACUACUUGGGCCUCGAAGACUUCUUCACUUGGUAACCCCGACCCUCCUAGCAACUGCUCCCACUCUCUGCUUAGUCUCGACCGCUCGAACCCCACAAGACCACUGGCCCUCCCUCCCUCCCUAUGCCUAUGCGACUCUUCCCCCACACUUCGCGGGCGGUGUAGUACCAAGAUACUCCAUCCGCAAAUCUUCCCUCUCCCGAGUCCGCGACCCUGGGAGCCUCCCAAGCGCAUACGGCGCCUUCCAGCAUUGUCCGGCAUCAUCCGCCACAUGUUCCCACUAUGCCUCCCAAGCGCAACGCAUCUGAUGAUUCCAACGGCGCUCCCACAAAGCAGAUCAAAACCGAGCAUCCCGAGGAGUUCUCAAAUGUCGUGAAGAAGAAGUUGCAAUCCUCGUCGAGGACCGGCCAGGCUUGCGACCGCUGCAAGGUCCGUAAAAUUCGAUGCGAUGGACUACCGGGGGGAUGCUCGCCUUGCUUGCAGAACAACACAGAAUGCCGGACUACCGAUCGAAUUACUGGCCGCGCUACAUCGCGGGGUUAUGUGGAGGGACUUGAACAACAGAACCGGGAUAUGCAACAGAGGAUUCAAGAGUUGGAACAGCGGCUGAUGCAAGGUGGACUCGAUGUCAAACCCUCAAAUGGCUACCACGAUCCGACUGCCCCGAGCUAUGAAUAUAACCCGUUAUCCUCGAAUGCGCAAGCGCAGUCUUGGAAUGCUUCUACCUCAUCCUAUACGGCGCAGCCUGGAGAUGCCAUGGGCACACAGCAACAGGAGACAAACUUGUUUCGUGCGUUGCCAACUUUUCGCGCCGGGUCUAUAAAUGACAGCUACCUUGGCGUGUCUCCUGGCAACUCCAAUCUCAGCUCAAUCAAAGGCACUGCCCUCUCUAUCCUUGGGAUGGAGAUUGAUAUCGCGGAUUUUGACUCGCCGGAUAUGGAUGAGCCAGAUCCUUCGGUCUUCCAUCCCCAGCUGUACAACAAAUCAUACCAGGCUUUCAUCCAGUCCGCUAUGAACGUAAACCCAAGGAUUGAGAAGGUGGACUUGCCAGAUAGAGCUGAUGGCUUGACUUACGCUGAAUGGUACUUUCGUGUUCUCGGCCCAUAUCUCCCUGUCCUCCACAAACCAACGUUCUUCAAACUUCUACUUCGCAUUUACGACGAUCCAACUUUCCGCCCUACUACGGCCGAGACGGUCAUGGUCCACAUGAUGUUUGCCAUAAUGUUCUUCCAGUAUUCAGUUCGGAAUUGGGAAGAUGCAACUCAGCGAACAAGCCUCAACAACCAGUCUAAUAUGCACUACCACUAUUCUCUCAGCAUGCUCUACCAGCUCGCCCGUAGUCACACGUUCCAAGAUGUUCAGGCAAUGACCCUUAUUUGUGCGCAUCUUCGAAAUUUCCCAAAGCCCGGUGCAAGCUGGAUGUUAACCCAGGUGACGCUCUCAUUGGCCAUCGAGCACGGUCUUCAUCGAUCAUCUAAGAGAUGGGCUCCUGAAAUUACCAUGAACCCUCUUGAAGUUGAGAUGCGUAAGCGCACAUUCUGGGGUUUACUCGCUAUUCACAUCACGCUUAGUGGUAAACUUGGCCGGCCAAUGAUGUUUGGGCUGCAGGACUUUGAUGUUGAGUUCCCAGAGCCCGUCGACGACGAGCUACUCUCUGAAAAGGGACUGGACACCUCCCGGCCUGGCAAAUGCCGUCACAACAUUGGCUUGGCCGCGUUUAGAAUCUUGCCGCUAUUCAUUGAGAUGUAUGACACAGUUUAUGCGGUUCGGCGCAAUCCAGAGACUUACGUUUCGACUGUGAAUAGUCUGGAGGCAAAGCUGCGUGCUUGGCAGGAUGAACUGCCAGCUGACCUUGUCAAUGGAGAGGCAGGCGACAAUGAGAACCGGGUCUUUCCACUAUAUGCCCAAAUAUGGGCGUAUGAAUUCCGCCUACUUCUUCGGCACCCGUCUAUGUCUGUGACCUCAGAUGCCAAUUUUAACAAGGAGAGCACGAGAAUUUGUAUCGAGACCUCUCGCCAAAUGCUUGGUGUCGUACGACAACUUCAGAAGUACAAGAGUCUUGAUACGACUUGGUAUAAUGCUGCUGUUUAUGUGAUGGCGAUUACUACGAGCCUGUUCGCUCAGUGGACCAAGCGAAGUGAAAUAACAGCGGCUGACUUUACAGCACUAAGAGAAGAUAUGGAUAUCUGGUUGGAUAUCAUGGGUGACGUUGGAAAUUUGCUAGGCUCUGGAACACGUCUGAAGGAAGCAGUUCGAGUCGUCGUAGAUUGCACACUGGGCCUCCUCAACCGUAGCCUUCCGCAAAACAAAUCCUCUUCCUACACAAAUACCGUAGAAGACAACAAACUUCCAAAACAACAAUCAGUACCCCAUUCCAACCAAAUCAACUUUUCUGGGCCAUCACAAAAUUACAGCUAUAAUAAUGACACGGCGCCCAAUGGAGAGAAUGCACCUUCGAUUUAUAAUCCACCCGACGGGCAACUUCCCCACCAGCAAACUCCAUAUCCAGCAGCUACCCAGUACUCCACCUAUCCUGAUCCAGCUACGAAUUCAUCAAACUUGACCUACACAUCCGACGACAAUUUCUCUGGCUACCCUGCGACCACCGAUGCAGUCGAAGCACCCCUUCUUGCCGCCUUCGCUGCGCAGGCCUCGCAAGUUGCCCCUGCAUGGCGUUCUACUCCAGCAUCCCUUCCAGCAAAUUCAGGCUCACAUGCCUGGCAGCAAUGGACAUCGACAAUGGCGGGUAAUACAAAUACGGGGAAUCUCGAACCUCAGGAUUGCUAUUCAGCUAAUGCGCUGAUGCAGCUAGGCGGCCGGGAGAUUGGUAAUGGAAAUCCAGAGAAUACAACGACGAGUGCGAGCAUGACGGAUAUGAGCGCCAGCGCGGGAUUGGAGCAUGGUCAUCUGCCCAGUUCGGCCAAUGGUGGAAUGACCGCUGAAUGGCCGUUGAACAUUUUUAGUGUUGGUCAAGGAUCGUGAGUACCAACAAGGGGUUUGGAGUUUUGAGGAUAACAUUAGGCAUGGCACGUAUGGGUGAUAAAGGAAGCUUGGAAGAAGUUUGUACGAUUAUCAAACGAUGGAGUUGCUUUUUACAACCGGGGAGUCCUGGCGUUAGGGUGGCUGAGAUAACUUAUCUGACUUCUAGAUAACUUAUUAUACUGUGUAGCAUAUUGCACCUCGUCAGUACCAAAUUCAACAAGAGUAAAUCAUGGCUUGUUGUGAGUCGAUCGAAUCUGUAUCUCGAGGGGAAAGCCAGGAGGGC
Molecule: messenger RNA, 3478 nt
Organism: Amorphotheca resinae ATCC 22711
Lineage: Eukaryota; Fungi; Ascomycota; Leotiomycetes; Helotiales; Amorphothecaceae
Exons: 4
Coding region: 496-3195 (899 amino acids)
Biological process (GO): DNA-templated transcription; regulation of DNA-templated transcription
Molecular function (GO): zinc ion binding; DNA binding; DNA-binding transcription factor activity, RNA polymerase II-specific
Source: RefSeq, a predicted model, not a curated record